Molecule: messenger RNA, 508 nt
Organism: Triticum dicoccoides
Lineage: Eukaryota; Viridiplantae; Streptophyta; Magnoliopsida; Poales; Poaceae
Product: RNA polymerase II subunit A C-terminal domain phosphatase-like
Exons: 3
Source: RefSeq, a predicted model, not a curated record
AUGGCCACUCGGCUCCUCAGGCUCAACCGACCAGUGUCUGAGAGGAAUUGGAGUGCUUUUGCUUUGGUCCACACGAAGCAAAGAAACCGUCUUCUAUAUGGCAAGCUGCACAAGCUUGUAUCUGUGCGCUACAACUUGAAGAUACAUGCUGAAGAAGAACAAGACCCGGUGAGAGAGAAUGAUAAGCAGAAGGAAGUUGAUGCAUGUGCAAUGAUGAUGGAUACAACCAUGUUUGAUGCAACAAAUCCUAUGAUGGAAUGGUUGAAUGAGGAUGAGGAGCAUGCAAUCUUGGAUGGAGUUAAUGCUGCUAGCGCCAUGUUUGAGAAAAUACGUUUGCUUAACUCAAGUAGGAAAGUGUCUCGUCUUGCAAGGAAGGACAAUGGAAGGAAAAGAAAGAGGGUAGAGGAAGAAGAGGAUGACUACCAUGAUAGUGAGGAUGAUGAUGAAGAAAAUGAGGAGGUGGACCUCGAAAUUGAUGAUGAUGAUGAUAACCAUGAUGAUGGUGCAA